Messenger RNA from Paramecium pentaurelia, 1521 nucleotides. NCBI's taxonomy places the organism in Eukaryota, Ciliophora, Oligohymenophorea, Peniculida, Parameciidae. The record is from the annotation of a GenBank genome assembly.
AUGGAUUUAUAAAAUUAGAGAAGAAAGAGCAAAUUUUCAUUUUCUCGAGCCCCUGUCUAUGAUAAUACAUAAUAAAAUACUUUGCAACAAUUUAAAAAUAAGUUCAAAGGUUAAAGUUAAUAGUAUAAUUGAUUAGGCUAAAUGCUACAAUUGAUAAAUAGGAGCGAGAAUGGAAAUAAUAAAGAAUAGGAAUUACAAUAAUUUUUAAGUCGAAUUAGUGUAGAGUUAGAUUAAGAAGAUCAUAAAUAUAUAAAAUUUGAGCUGAGUGAAUAUAAUGAGAAAUAUACUGAAGGAGAGGUUUUAGGAGAAGGAUGUAUUGGAUUAGUAAAGAGUAUUACAAGAAAGAUAGAUGGAUAAGAGUUGGCAUGUAAGACAGUAAAAACAGAUGCUGAAGAAAUUGUGAAGAAUGUAGAUAAUAUUGAUAUAUGAGUUAGAUGAUAUUGGAAUUCAAGAAUCUAAAAAAGUUGAGUCAUCCUCGCAUUGUAAAAAUGGAAGAAUUAUAUAUUCAAUGGAAUGAGGGAUUCUAAUCAACUGGAACUGUUUAUGUAGUAAUGGAGAAAGUGAAGGGUAGCGAGAUGUUUGAAGUGAUUUAAAAAUAGAAGAAUUAUAGUGGUAUUUGAAUAAAUAAGGAUAGAGUGCAUUGCUAGAAUCUUAUUUAAACAAAUAUUGGAAGCAAUUGAUUAUAUGCAUGAAAAUUAUUGUUGUCAUAGAGACUUAAAACCGAAUAAUAUUUUAUGUGCAGAAGAUGGUAGAUCAAUCAAGAUUACUGAUUUUAAUGUAACAAAAUAAUUAUAAUUUAAUGAAGGUGUCCAAAUUUACAGAUGGAUACAAAGAAUUUGGAAAUCUUAAUGAACAUGGAAAAAUUGAAAUGUGGACAUAUACAGGGACAGUUGCCUUUUCAGCACCAGAGAUAUUUUCAGGAGGUUUGUACAAGUAAUAACAUUAUAUUUAUUUAGUGAAUAAGUUGAUUUAUGGAGUGCAGGAGUGAUAUUAUAUGUAAUGUUAAGUGGAGAAUUACCAUUUAAUUCUGAUUAUUUAAAUGAUUUGAUUGAUAAGAUUUAAUAAUGUAAAUACGAAAUGGUUGGUCCUAUUUGGGAUUAGAUAUCUUAUUAAGCUAAAGAUUUGAUAAGCAAUUUAUUAUAAUUUGAUCCUUAAAAAAGGCUCACUCCAUAACAGGCUUUAGAACAUCCUUGGGUUAAAAAUGCUUAAAAUGAAUCAAAUUUACCUAGAGAUAGAUUAGAAAAGAAUAUGGCUAGAUUUUUGAAUUGGAAACCUUAAGAAACCUAGGUGAAUGCCAAAAAAAUUAAAUAACUCUGUUUCCUAUUUGGAGCAGGGGAAAUUUGGAAGAGAAAUUCUUUAAAACAUUCAUCAGUCUCUACUAUAUCAGAAGAAUUUAAGAAGUUCAAGUCAAUUGACAUCACUUCAUUCAAAGCUACUGAACAUAUACAAGUAAUUAAGGAUAAAAAUUCAAGUCACAUUUAUCAUAUUGAUUAUCCAUUUAGUGACGAUGAAUCUGAUUGA